AUGUUUGACCUUUGCAGGCAGGCUCAAGAGUGCUUUUUUGUUUACUACCUGAAGAGACGAGCAAUGAGUACUGCCAGUGGACCUCACUUGGUUCCGAUUCCGCCAACUGGCCCAGCUCCCAAGUGGCGGUUCCAGCGGGCUCAAGUGGCGGCCUCCAGUGACCGACAUGUGAUGCGCCUUCCGAGGAUCUUGGAAGAAGAACGGAAGCCUUCAAUUGAGACGCUGCUGGAAGAAAGAGAUGCACGACGGCAUCGGCGCUCCAAAUUCCAUGGUGGCGCUUUGGAAUGGAGUCGUCAGGGAAAGCAUGCGCAGUUGCUUGAUGUGGAAGAAUAUGCCAACCUGUUUGAUGACUAG
Messenger RNA from Durusdinium trenchii, 354 nucleotides. The record is from the annotation of a GenBank genome assembly. Lineage: Eukaryota; Dinophyceae; Suessiales; Symbiodiniaceae.